AUGGAGGGUCUCUCCGCGGCACUGACGGCUACUCAGCUGACCACCUCACCACCUGAUCCACCAGACUCCGCCUGCCGUCGAGUCUUCGCCAUAGCAGAGCUCGCCGAACAGAUCCUCCUCAACCUCCCAGCACGCGACCUGCUCACCAAAGCACAGCGAGUCUCUCACCACUGGCGCACCAACAUACAAGCCUCAUCUCCGAUCCAGCAAGCACUCUUUCUCAAGCCAAUCAACUGCACACCACUCGCUUUCCGCAUCACAGGCACCAAGAAGCUGCUGGCGCGCUACAACCCCAAUGGAGUCUGGACAGCUUCUCCACACCAUCAAGAUCUUGUCGCACCAUACGGCAAUCCAUUCGUCGACGCAAAAACCAGCAAUGGAGAAGCGAUGAUGCGGCCAGAAGCAUCGUGGCGCCGAAUGCUGGUUACGCAGCCCCCGAUCGCAAGUUGUAACGUGCAAGCAGUGGAGGGCACCGGUUUGAUACGAACACCACAGGGUACUAUUGGGCAAGUAGUGGAGGGCGCUGGUAUGGUACGCACACAGCAUGACGCGUUUGGGGAGAGUAAUGGCGUUCGAUUGAGGCAGCUCGCAAACGAACACGAUCUUCUUGAUGGAAACUGGUGCUGGAAGAACGUGGAGGGCUGGUUCUACUGGAAGAACUGUCGGUGGGAUAUGGUCUCCGCUAGGGGGUUUCUGAGGAGGGUGAAUAGUGGCAUGAAGCAUGGCGUGUGA
Molecule: messenger RNA, 732 nt
Organism: Fulvia fulva
Lineage: Eukaryota; Fungi; Ascomycota; Dothideomycetes; Mycosphaerellales; Mycosphaerellaceae
Exons: 1
Coding region: 1-732 (243 amino acids)
Molecular function (GO): protein binding
Source: RefSeq, a predicted model, not a curated record